Physella acuta is the source of this 1257-nucleotide messenger RNA. Its product is annotated as ribosome-recycling factor, mitochondrial. NCBI's taxonomy places the organism in Eukaryota, Metazoa, Mollusca, Gastropoda, Physidae. Gene Ontology annotation, cellular component: mitochondrion. Gene Ontology annotation, molecular function: ribosomal large subunit binding. Gene Ontology annotation, biological process: translation. The record is from RefSeq and is a predicted model, not a curated record.
AUGCUAUCUGAUCUGAUGGAGACUGUUGAUCAGGCAUCCUGCGCAAUUGGGCAGGGCUACUACUUGAUCCAACUUUCAAACUGCAAUAGGGGCAGCCUCUGGUGUCCCGGUGGUCCGAAGCAUCCUGGGCCCUCCUAUGAGCUUUAUGGCACCUAUAAUCAUUUCAAAGUUAAAAUGGCUUCUUGUCUAAGAUCAAAGCAUAUCAUUUUGUCCCAAAUAUUGAAGACAGUCUGUUCAAAUUCUUCUUCAACGUACCAUGUAGCUGCAGGAAUGGUUCAGUUCAGGCCAAAGGCGAUUGUACCUUGGUCAAAAAGUCCAUGCACCUUGCAUCAAGUGGUUUUACCAUCACCAACUUCAGUGUCUUGGUGCAUAGCUAGAUCCUAUGCUAAAAAAGGCAAAGAUAAAGGUGGUAAAGCUCAUAAAAAGAUGACAUUAACUGAUGAUCAGUUAAGUGGACUUGUUGAUAUUGAAAAAGUGAGAGAAGAAUUUACUCAUGUUUUGAAGGACCUGAAAGAGAAGUUUGUCCAUCAGCUGACAGUAAGAACCUCACAAGGGGUGUUUGAUAACCUUAUUGUGAAGACAGCUGAGGGUAAUUUCCCGCUAAUUCAGCUUGGUCAAGUUAUUGUGAAAAACCCGCAGCUAAUAGCCAUUGAUUUAUCAUCAAGUCCUCAAUACAUUACAAAUGUCAAAGAAACCCUGUUGAGUUCAGGUCUCAAUGUUAAUCCUCAACAAGAUGGGACAAGCCUGUUCAUAGCAGUGCCAAAAGUCACGCGAGAACACAGGGAGACCCUGGCAAAAAAUGCCAAACAGCUGAGUGAGAAGUCAAAGAAACAUCUGCGGGAUGUCUACUCAAAGUAUUCAAAGAAAAUUAAAACAUCCCAGACGGGACACUCUGCAGAUGAUCUCCUGGCAGCAGAGGAAAUGAUAAAAGAUUUAAUGCACGAGGUACAAACACAAAUAGAAGAAAUGACAACUUCAAAGCAAGAAGAACUUAUGGGAGGGAGAUAACUCAUGCCAAAAAAAAUUGUACAUACAUCCAAUUAUUAUGGAAUUUAGUUUAGAAUAGCUUAAUUGAUUUAAUUAUCUCACUGUGGUCAAUCUUAUUAUUCAAUGCUAAUGAGAUUUGAACCAUAGAAAUUGUUAACCAGAUUUAAUUGACUGUAAUUUCAACUUUGAAAUUGUUAAACAUUCACUUAAUUGUUUAAUUCUGUUAUUGUAUAAACUCUUCCUUCCUUAAUAAACACAAUACUCUCACAG